Messenger RNA from Belonocnema kinseyi, 2163 nucleotides. RefSeq lists its product as uncharacterized. The record is from RefSeq and is a predicted model, not a curated record. Bases 331 to 1767 code for a protein of 478 amino acids. The transcript is spliced from 8 exons. NCBI's taxonomy places the organism in Eukaryota, Metazoa, Arthropoda, Insecta, Hymenoptera, Cynipidae.
AGAAGUAUGAAAAGAAAAAGCCUUGUUUGCUUUCGUUUUCUUUAUUUAAUGUUUCACAUGGCUCGAAAUUCUAGUUUUAUGGGAAACCAGGGUACCUAAAAUCAAGAUGAAAAGAACCGGUGCGUUAACCGUAGCUUUGUGAAUGCGUCUUGAUUUUGGCUUAUACCAAACAAAUUGAACAUAACCAAGAAGUUUGUCGCUCAUCAUUUGUCAAUAAGCUUAACUUUCUUUAUAAUGUUUAUAAGUUAGUUUUAUUCUUUUAUUUUCAACCACUCAGAAGCAUAUAUGUCGCCUCUUCAACACUAAAGGAAUUGUAUUUCUUUAAAGAUCAUGAGGUCUUCUAAUAUUGAUAGUCGUAACGUGAAGAGAGGGGCAUGUAAGGAUUGUGAUUGUGACGCUUUUGAAUAUGUUAAAGAGAGAGGACAAGCCUGCGAUUAUUGCCAAUGUCCUCCUACAAAGCAUCAGAGACUAGAUACAGUUCAAUCCCCAUCGGCAGCUAAUGUCAUAUACCACGCGCCAAAUAUUGUGCAGCCUCGGACCGACCCAUUGUCUGACAUAUGCAAUGUUUCUAUACGCGUGGAUGACCCGGAACUGUUGUCAUUGAUAUCUUCCACGAGUUCAAAUGAGCAACUUAAAAAUUCACUAGAACCAUCCACCAGUAGUCAAAGACCUGAUCCUCAGCUCACUCAACUCUCUGAUAUUAGACGGGGCAUUUCUUCUCGGGGACCACUUCUACAAAAUGAAGUUGAGAAGUUACGAGCCUGCAUUCCAGACUCGUGGGGAAAGACGUUGCAAGCCCGAUUGAAUGACGGUAGUGUGACACAAAACGACAAAAAUGCUAUGCUUAGACAAGUGUGUCAUGAAAUGGAAGAAGCAGAUAUGACAGCACCUAUUUACGUGAAACACAUUGCGGUUUUGUUUGUACAAAAAUAUCCUAUGUUCAAUGGUCGGUUUGGCUCGCUGCAUACGAGUGUGGAAAACAGUAUCAGGGCUUGCCUCAAGAAUCGAAGAAGGGCUACGAGAAAAAUCGAGGCAAGAAAUAAACAAUGUGCCCAAAUGAUAAGCGAAUUGGACACAACGAGUAUCAUUGAUACCAAGAGUGACUCUAUUUUUACUGAUGUUAAGGAGAUGCUGAACAAAACUCGAGUUGACAGAAAACAGGAAGCACCAAAACUAACAGCAUCCGAGUUUUUAGCAAAAUAUUCUUCUUUACAAAGCAAAGAUAUGUUGUUGUGGGAAUUUGGUCAGUUGGUGAAUAUUCCUCACUGGAAGCUGAUGAGUAAUUGGAGAGAAGCAUUGGAAAGAAUCAAGAAAGCCAAGUGGUUUCCCGAAUUAGAAUAUGCAGAUGAGAAUAUUUUGAGUGUUGACCUUCUACUCAAGCUACCAAGUCAUUUAAAAGGGAGGGUUGGCAAAUGUUUACUCAGAGUUUAUCCGAAAGAUACACCAGCCGAAAGUGUUACCCUGAGUAAAACGAGGGUCCCACAGUUAGUAGCGAUAGGAAAUCCGAAAUCGCCGGACUUGACGAUAACAUGCUACGUGGACGACGUACCUGUUUUCACCGCCCUUGCUGCCGAAGCAAUUGUCCUUCUGAUAGCAGUUCACUGGAUUUUUGGUAUAAACUUCUGCACCAUUUUCAAACAACAGUGCAUCUUCUUUUCAGCAGCCAUCUUCGCCGAAAGCAGUGGAGAACUUAUCCGAAAUGAGUUACUUAAUUACAAAAGUAUCAUCCAUAUGAUGGAAUCGCUGAAUAUUCUCCCCAAGGAAUAAUCUUAAAGUAAGAUUUCUUCUUUUCGGGAAUAAAAUGUGGAUGCAGUCAGUUAUUUUCAGUUAGUAUUGAAUAAUGAAAACAGUUUCUGUUACUUUUGUUUAUAAUUUGGAACCAGAACUGAUGAGCCGAUGAGAAUAUUACACUAGAUUACUAUUUUGUUGUAUUAGUUGAAAGAAAAUGGACAUUUUUAGUGGGCACGACUUUGUUUCAAAAGAUAUUUUUACGAUUGUUUGUUUCGCCCACGAACUAUUCGAGUUGAUCCGUGAUUUUAGGUAAGGGAAUUUGCUCCUUGCGAUUUAUGAUAGGCUGUUUGUUAUUAGUAAGUAAUGUUUAUUAAUAAAGAGAUUUAUUGUAAAAAUGCAGUACGUCUGCAGAAUAUUUUACUGGAGAAGUUA